AUGCAAUGGUCCGGACGCUCUUUACUGGUCGGCAUCGCCUCUGGCAUCGCGCUGGCUGUAAUCGUCGACCAUGUCCGGCAAUACUACACCUCAAAAUCCAGGUCUUCUUCCAGGACUCGGCUUCAAGCCCAACCAGAAGACACCAUCUCUUCCACCGGGAUCAACAAGAUUGCUCCGUCCCCGAUCGGCAGCGGCAUAGAGUCAACCAUUGGCUCGACACCCCUGAUCAUAAUCCCCUCGCUCAGUGAGGUUACAAAGUGCACAAUCCUCGCCAAGUGUGAACACCUCAACGGCGCAGGCUUCUCGCCCAAAGACCGGGUGGCGCUCAGCAUUAUCACGCGCGCUGAGCGAGACGGCCUCCUCACGCCCCAUUCAGGGGACACCAUCUACGAAGGAACUGUCGGGUCCACAGGCAUCAGCCUCGCCACGCUUUGCCGAGCGAAAGGCUACCAAGCGCACAUCUGCAUGCCGAACGAUCAGAGCCACGAGAAAUCAAAUCUUCUGCUUAAACUCGGUGCCGUGGUGGAGCGAGUCCCGCCUGCCCCGAUCGUCGACCAGGAGCAUUUCGUCAACCGCGCACGGAACUUGGCGAAACAGCAUACCGCAGACUCAACGAGACAGGGCCGAGGCUAUUUCGCCAACCAGUUCGAAACAGAGGCGAAUUGGCGCGCCCACUACGAAGGCACCGGCCCAGAAAUCUAUAGCCAGUGUGCUGGAAACAUCACCGCUUUCUGUGCGGGUGCCGGCACUGGAGGUACGAUUUCUGGGGUGGCGGCAUAUCUCAAGCAGCAGAACCCAGAUAUCAGAGUUAUACUGGCCGAUCCGCAGGGCAGCGGUCUUUUUAAUAAGAUCAAGCAUGGGGUUAUGUUCCACACGUUGGAACGAGAGGGCACAAGACGGAGAGACCAAGUAGACACCAUUGUUGAGGGGAUAGGCUUGACGCGCUCGACCGUGAAUUUUGAGCGGGGAAGGGAUUUAAUCGAUGAUGCGAUCAAAGUUACUGAUCAACAGGCCAUGAAUAUGGCGCGGUGGUUGGUAGAGCGGGACGGCAUUUUCGUCGGCAGCAGUAGUGCCGUGAACUGCGUUGCAGCCCUGCGAACAGCACUCGAACUUGGCCCCGGCCAUACAGUGGUCACAAUCCUGUGCGACUCCGGCAAUCGCCAUCUAUCAAAGUUCUGGGGACAGAUAGGUGAUAUCGGGGGAGAAGGACGCACAACUGUCGAGGACAUCCUCGAGGGCAGAAAGCUGGACUGA
Molecule: messenger RNA, 1254 nt
Organism: Cladophialophora yegresii CBS 114405
Lineage: Eukaryota; Fungi; Ascomycota; Eurotiomycetes; Chaetothyriales; Herpotrichiellaceae
Product: cysteine synthase A
Exons: 2
Coding region: 1-1254 (417 amino acids)
Cellular component (GO): cytoplasm
Molecular function (GO): cysteine synthase activity
Source: RefSeq, a predicted model, not a curated record